Molecule: messenger RNA, 1263 nt
Organism: Triticum turgidum subsp. durum (durum wheat)
Lineage: Eukaryota; Viridiplantae; Streptophyta; Magnoliopsida; Poales; Poaceae
Source: the annotation of a GenBank genome assembly
AUGGAGAAUGAGGCACUUACACUUACACUCUGGUGGCCCGACCAACCAGAAUCCCAUGGAAUUACCGUCUGUGAUGAGAUCACCAGUGAUUUCAUCAGCAAGCUCCCCGAUGCCAUCCUCGUAACCAUCAUCUCCCUCCUCCCCACCAAGGACGGUGGACGCAUGUCGGCCGUCUCCCCCAGAUGGUGCCACCUCUGGCGCUCCACACCCCUCAAUCUUGAGGUCCGCACCCCACCCUGUGGUUACCCCGUCUCCACCUCUGCCAUCACCCCCGCCGUCGUCUCCAAGAUAAUUUCCCAACACCCUGUCCCCAUCCGUCGAUUCUCCUUCCAGUGCUUCCUAGAAGGCGACUUAUACACACAGUUGGAGAGUUGGCUCCACUCCCAAGCCCUCGCCAACCUCCAAGAGCUCGAUAUCAACUACCAGUGCCCCCAUCAAUGUUCUGAGCCAAGAAACCCGCUGCCACCAUCCGUGUUCCGCUCUGGAUCCACUCUCCUCGUCGCCAAGUUCAGCUAUUGUGAUUUCCCUGAUGAGGUCUUGUCGUUCACGAACUUUCCCCUCCUCAAGCAACUCUCCUUGGUGGACAUUACCAUCUCAUGGGAGGUCUUCCAUAGACUGCUCUCUGGAUGCCAUGCCUUGGAGAGUUUUUACAUGUCCGAAGUUCGUGGCAAGGGAUGCCUUCGUGUUAGCUCACGGACUCUUAGAAGCAUUGGUGUACGAAAUGCCUUUAAAGAAAAAUUAGAGCUGGUGAUUGAGGAUGCCCCAUGCCUUGUAAUAAGCCCAGUUAUGUCAGCAAACUGGAUGCGCACCGUGAAGGUUUUUUGCCUUAGGUCUUCUGGCCUUGAAUUGAACGCAGUUCUUAACAUCCUUAGGUGGUUUCCUUAUCUGGAAAAGCUCUACAUCAUUUUUCAAAGACACAAUGAGAAGGAUAAGAAAAAUGACCCUCAAUAUGACCCUUUACAUCCAAUCGAAUGUCUUCAGACCCAUCUCAAAAAUGUGGUGUUUAAGUCAUUCGUAGGCUAUGAGAAACAGGUUAACUUUGCGAGGUUCUUUGUUUUGCAUGCAAAAGUGCUCAAAAAGGUUGAAUUUGAAGUAUAUGGCAAGUGCAACACUAUAUCAGUGGCUUAUCAUCACACGCUGCUAAAAGUGGAAAACAGAGCCUCUCGAGAUGCUCAGUUUGAAUUCAGGAGUAAACAUCGUCGUACUGAGUAUGAUGCACAUAUCCAUGAUUUGUCCGUGGCCGACCCCUUCGCACAGCCAUAG